Messenger RNA from Salvelinus fontinalis (brook trout), 4453 nucleotides. Its product is annotated as serine/arginine-rich splicing factor 1B. NCBI's taxonomy places the organism in Eukaryota, Metazoa, Chordata, Actinopteri, Salmoniformes, Salmonidae. The transcript has 4 exons. Gene Ontology annotation, cellular component: nucleus; cytoplasm; ribonucleoprotein complex. The coding region runs from base 368 to 1153 and encodes 261 amino acids. Gene Ontology annotation, molecular function: mRNA binding. The record is from RefSeq and is a predicted model, not a curated record.
UAAAAUACUUAAAACAUUGUCUCGAAUCUAGGUUGUGCCUUUAGAUACAAAGGACGAAUGUUUCGCUUCUCUAACACCAAACCACUUCUUCCCGGAAGUCUUGCGAUGUUGCGCCUCUGUGUUUAAAAACUCUGUGGCGAGAUCUCGGCACCAUUUUGUGAAGCCACUCAAGCCUGCGAGAGUUGUGGUGGGAAUAUUUGUAUUUUGUUGCUACUAGCUAGUUAACGUUAGUGAGCUAGCAAACUUGGUGUGAACUGUUAACGACUGACCAAACAUAGCUUGCUAUUUUUUACAAGAGCAAUUUUCUAAAUAACGUUAAAGUGGUUUCCUAACUUUUAAACCACGAAAGUUAGCUAGCAGUCUACGGAUGUCUGGAGAUAAUAUGUCGGGCGGCGGGAGCGUGGUUCGUGGCCCAGCGGGAAACAACGACUGUCGGAUCUACGUGGGUAACCUGCCGCCUGAUAUUCGCACUAAAGACGUUGAGGAUGUGUUUUAUAAGUACGGGGCGAUCCGAGAUAUCGAUCUGAAAAACCGGAGGGGAGGACCGCCGUUCGCUUUUGUGGAAUUCGAGGACCCCAGGGAUGCUGAUGAUGCGGUGCACGGUCGUGAUGGUUAUGACUAUGAUGGUUACCGUCUCCGGGUGGAGUUCCCCCGUAGUGGGCGUGGGGGAGGGAGAGGGGGUGGUGGCGGCGGCAGGGGUGGCGGCGGCGAUGGAGGAGGGGCCCCAAGAGGACGAUACGGACCUCCCUCACGGCGCUCAGAGUACAGAGUCAUCGUCUCAGGUCUCCCCUCUAGUGGUAGCUGGCAGGACCUAAAGGACCACAUGCGCGAGGCAGGUGAUGUAUGUUAUGCUGACGUGUUCCGGGACGGUACCGGCGUGGUGGAGUUCGUCCGUAAGGAGGACAUGACCUACGCUGUCCGCAAGCUGGACAACACCAAGUUCCGCUCCCACGAGGGAGAGACUGCGUACGUCCGUGUGAAGGUGGACGGACCUCGCAGCCCCAGUUACGGACGCUCCCGCUCUCGUAGCCGUAGCAACGGGCGUAGCAACGGGCGUAGCAACAGCCGCUCGCGCAGCUUCUCGCCGCCGCGACGCAGCCGGCCUUCGCCACGCUACUCGCCACGACACUCCCGAUCACGCUCCCGCACCUAGACACAAACCACAUACACACACCUCCAGCCCAGCGCCCCCCCCCCCCCAGGGAAAGGACAGACCAGGAGAUGGACAGACGCCGCCCGGUGGACAUUCUAAUGCAUUACACCUCAUGUUCUCUUGCCUCGGCUACCUCUUGUUCUUUCAUCCCCGUUUCCUGGUCUAGUUAUCCUCAGCUGUGACUUAUGACCUCUGUUCUCUUUGUAUCUGCUGACCCCUCAUCUUCCCCCUCUCUCUCUCCCCCCCCGCUCUCUCCUCCCAUCUGUGUAAAGGGCUUUCAUUGUUUUGACUGGGGGGGGGGGGGGGGGGGGGGAUUUAUUUUGUGUUUAUGUGGGGAGGGAUGGUAUUAUUGUCUUUGGUGUGUUUGUUGUGUUGACCUCUGACCUGUCUGUCGUGUCUCUCUGUAGAGAUCACAGGAGCAAGCUGAUAGGCUGCUGGGAAACAGGAAACUGUUCAUAUUAGGAUUAACAGGAGGAGCAGGAGGAGUCAAAUAACCAGCCAAUGGUAUGACGGCAGUAGUCUCUCAUCCAAUCAGCUGUCAGACCUGAUGUUUUUCUGACCCAGUAAUAUUAUUGAACUGGUUUUAACUUUCUACUCUUAAAUCUCUCAUUAAUUAGUGCUUUGCCACCUCUCCUUCCCUCAAUCUCAUCCGCCCCUGGUUUUCUAUUCAUGGUUUCUGGUCAGAGUAACAUGCAUGGUAGUGUCAACGGGACAGUGUGUGUCUCUGUGUCAAUGGGACAGUGUGUGUCUCUGUGUCAACGGGACAGUGUGUCAACGGGACAGUGUGUGUCUCUGUGUCAACGGGACAGUGUGUCAACGGGACAGUGUGUGUCUCUGUGUCAACGGGACAGUGUGUCAACGGGACAGUGUGUGUCUCUGUGUCAACGGGACAGUGUGUGUCUCUGUGUCAACGGGACAGUGUGUCAACGGGACAGUGUGUGUCUCUGUGUCAACGGGACAGUGUGUGUCUCUGUGUCAACGGGACAGUGUGUGUCUCUGUGUCAACGGGACAGUGUGUGUCUCUGUGUCAACGGGACAGUGUGUGUCUCUGUGUCAACGGGACAGUGUGUGUCUCUGUGUCAACGGGACAGUGUGUGUCUCUGUGUCAACGGGACAGUGUGUGUCUCUGUGUCAACGGGACAGUGUGUGUGUGUCUGGCAUUAUUAGUGGUUGGUUAUAUUUUCUCAUUAGUCUUGGUUCAGAGAACUUUCUAGCGUUGAGGUGAGUUUUCAGCUGUAUAUGUCUUAAACACACAGCGUUCAGAGCCAGCAGGUUGUGAUGGCUGAUUGGCUGUAGCUAGACUUGGGCGGUAUACUGUAUUUUACUAUACACAGAUAUACAGUCUUGUAUAACUAACCUUAGGGCUGGGCGGUAUACUGUAUUUUACUAUACACAGAUAUACAGUCUUGUAUAACUAACCUUAGGGCUGGGCGGUAUACUGUAUUUUACUAUAUACAGGUAUUGAUGCAUGGGCCAGAGCCAGCAGGUUGUGAUGGCUGAUUGGCUGUAGCUAGACUUGGGCGGUAUACUGUAUUUUACUAUAUACAGGUAUUGAUGCAUGGACCGGUUUGGGUUUUUACCUUCUAUAACGGUAUUUGAUCGUUUGGUUUGUUAAAUGUGAUACGUUGUGUGUAACGUCCAUUUUUAUAGUUGCCUUGGCUACUUGAGUCAUCUUUCUCCGUGCCGCUUUCCACACAGACAUGGCCCUGCCCCCCCUGUCACUCAAGGAGCAUAUUUGUUGUUGCUUAACCAGGAUUCAGUCUGCCUGGUCAAUGCUGAUCACUACCAUGUUGAUGACAACAAUGCUGUUUUCACUUUGCUUCUUAAUAUAACUCCACUAGCGUUUCUUACAUCUGCAAAUUUGUGUUUUCAUAGCAAGUUGGGCCUAAAUCUUGUUAGCCGCUAAUGCUAACUGCUAGCUCGCUAAUAAAUGUACUCAGUCAGAGCAAAGGCAACUAGCUAUACAGCCUGGUAAUACCAGUGGUGGUGUAGAACUAAAUCGGUAUGUUGGUACAACAGUAUUUUCUAAAACAGGAAUAUGUGAAUGUUAGUUACAUGAAGUAACUUAAGAGAACCUUCAAUGUAGCCAAAGAUUAGAGUCCCCUAGGAAACACUGACCAUCACUUUGGUUCCUACCCUGUCACAAUACCUCCUCCAGGCAUUUUCAUUUGUUUUCAUGUCAAACACAGUAUUCAAAGUGCCCACUAUUAUAUUCUAACUAUAGAAUUUACCCUUCCUAUUCAUUACUUCCUUUUAUUCCAACAGUUCACCCUAGUGUUUUGCUCUAAAUCGCAACAUUUGGUAAAAAAUAAGGCCUAGUUUUUUUGUUUUUUUUUGCCCAUAUCGUGCAGCCAGUUUGGAAAUGACCUCAAAUGAGUUCAGGAAACGCAGAAAUGUAUGAAAUGAUUUUGGUUGAUUUGAACAGUGUAGAACAACUAAUUUGAAAUCACAUAAUGCAUGUGGUAUUAGGGUGGCAACAAUACUCAUAAAGCAAAUUAAGGACUUUUUAUUAUUUAAAAAAAACAUUAAAUACCGUCAUACCAUUAAAAAAAUAUAUAUUAUUUUUACACCGUGAUAUAAUAUUUUGGCCAUAUCGCCAAGCCCUAACUAUAGCAGGUUGUGAUAGUGUGACUGAUUGGCUGUAGCAGGCUGUAAUAGUGUGGCUGAUUGGCUGUAGCAGGCUGUGAGUGAUUCUAACCUGUUGCUCCUUCCUUCUCUCUGUUGGGUGCGGGAUCUGUCUCAAGGAGGGCUGUGAUUGGAGGAGGGCUCUGUCUCCCCGUCCCGGAGCCAAUCAGACCCAUCAGGAUUCAGGAUCAGAGCAGGGAUUAGGAUUAAGGAUGGAGAGAGAGAAAACGCGGAGUGGGACAGGAGCAUAGGAUCGGACCCAGACCACAGCCCACUGGAACCUAGAUACUAAACCUAAUUCACUCAAAAUGCCUCUCAAACACCCAAAAUUAGUUUACCCCCCCCGUGUGGACACCACAGGGUCCUAGGAUCCUGACCAGCGUUCUUUUAUUAUUUAAGAGGAGCUCGGCGCUAAACCAGGAGACUGGCUCAGGAUGGAGGGAGACGCACAUAAGGAGAUUGGUAACUAGAAGGGAAUUAUAAUCUGGGGGGGGGGGUAAAUGUUUGUUCAUGUAAGGGAUGGGGGGUAAUGUGUUUGGUUUGGAGGGAGGGUGUUGGUUGUUUUUUUUUUUAAGGUUUGCAUUGUUUCCUCGGUAGAUAUUAUGAUUAGUUUGUUUCCCUAGUUGGUAACUUUUCAUGUUUCUGCAUCUCUUCAAUAAAGUGUCUUCUACAGUG